Xyrauchen texanus (razorback sucker) is the source of this 4744-nucleotide messenger RNA. Its product is annotated as coronin-1C-A-like. Lineage: Eukaryota; Metazoa; Chordata; Actinopteri; Cypriniformes; Catostomidae. Gene Ontology annotation, biological process: cell migration; actin filament organization. Gene Ontology annotation, molecular function: actin filament binding. The record is from RefSeq and is a predicted model, not a curated record. The coding region runs from base 440 to 3754 and encodes 1104 amino acids. The transcript is spliced from 12 exons.
UUGUUUCAGAUAAAGAUAUAUGGUCUGUUUGUAUACUAAUGGGUGGUGAUGUUAUAUGUGUUCCUCACAGAGGUAAUGGGACAGAAACAGGACAAAGUAGAAUUCUUGACCGAUGCUGUUUUUGACUAUGAGAUCUUAAACCAAAGUGAGGAGGAGACACAUUCCAACAGCACAGAAUCUGUACACAGCCAAGGAACAGAUCAGGAUUAUGUUCAGGUACCACAACAGUGAGCACUCUUUCAGCCAGGGAGAAAAAAGGAUCAGUCAGAGUUAUGGCACAGAUGUUUUAUAGAAUGUCAGGACACCAAAUCCUCAGUUGAGCCUCACAGGAGGUCUGCAUGCCUCAAAAUUCGAAACACUUGAAAACAACGCCACUGGUACAGACGGUCUGGGCCUCUCUAGCGCUGUGGACAGCAACAGGCUUACAAAACAAAAAGGAAUGACUAACAAAACUUUGCUUUAUCCUAAGAAUUCUCCAAACAUGUUAGAAGGUUCUUGUCAAGGGGGUUCAACAGAUGAUCUUGGGCACAUUGAGAAGAAUGAGACACGGAUGGUGUAUGACGGACACAAUGGGAACAAAGAGGCAAGGGCAAUGGAAAAGAUCAGUGAGGAUGGAGAAACAAAGAGAAAAUCUUUGAGGAAGCACUUUUGCCCUCUAAUGGAACAGGCAGAAUCAGAAGAGACUAAAUUACUUGAAAGAAAGCCAUUCCAGGAUAAAGAAGUUUCAGAGGAUAACAAAGAGCAAUUCAAGGAUUCCCAAACAUCAUAUGAUGAUAAAUGUGAUCAGACCCAAAAUAGUUAUAAAAUUAGGAAAAAUUGUGAUGGAGUUUGCAACGAUAGUACUGUAACUCUUCAACAAGAUGUUUCUGAUGCAGACGGACUUGAGAAUUUGGAUAGAGCCAAUUCAUUGUGCCUGGGGAGUGGGACUUCAGAUUCUCAGUCAUAUUCAAGUCAGUCAUGGCUUUGGAGCUCAAGUAAACAUGAUAAUUUAGAUUUCCAAGAGGCCAAAAAUAUCAGUUCAGUAUCUCCCAGCAUGGUUGACGUAGCAACAUGUAUUUCUAAAGGACCUAAUUAUGUCUCACAGACACAUAGUCAUUGUGCAUCAAAACCAAAAGGAACAUUUACAAAAGACCAAAGACACCACACUUUCCAUACACCACUGCAAAUGUUGGGACAAGAAGAGACUAGAAGCCCAGAAUGCUCUGAAAUUAAAGAUUUGAAUGGUGGGAAUGGCGACACUGCAAGAGUGGCCCAGACAGCCUCUUUGCAACGGGAGAAAGAACCACUCUAUUUCUCCGCCGUGAUCACACAACCACUUCACAUUCAUGCAUUUUCUGAUCAGGAGAGAAGGAAGUCAUCUGACGUCUCCCAUUUACAUGUCCCUCACACUGAGAUGCAGACAAUGAUCCCUGACAUCCUAGCUGCAGAAACUUGGAAAACAGAGAAAAAGACGAAAAUCAAAGAACCACCACCUGUUCCAAAGAAACCAAAGAAUCCCUUUAAAAAGGCUGUUACCCACAAUAAAUCUGCUUCUCAUUCCAUUGAUGAGCCAAGCAAAUAUUCUGACCUACUGCUUAAAAACAUUAAAAUGGCCAGAAGGCAGGCGGCAGUGGAUUCCAUUGAGGAUUUCAAUAUGCGUGCAUCAUAUCUGGAUAUGUUACCUUAUUGCACAGUCUCUCCGGAGUCCCCAUCCUACAUGUGCAUGUCCAUAGGGUUUGAGCCUGAGGUUGAUAUUCCAAGACAUUACUUAGAAUUCUAUGAUAAACUUGCUGCACCUCACUGCGAUAACAUGACAGGAACUGUUGAUGAUUCUCAUGAUAAAGAACUAAUAGGUUUGGAUAUGUCUCAGCUGAGACCAUUAUUAGAGAAAAAAGCAAAAAUAAAGGGCCCACCCCCACCUGUUCCAAAAAAGGCGGGAAAUCAUUUUGCUAAGACGGACACGGAGAAGAUCCUCUCAAUUAAAGACUCUGUUUUGGCAAAUGUGGAAUGUCCCGUCAAAUAUGAUAAAGAUGACUCUGAAAGCUAUGUGCUGGGCAUUGUGGAUGAAGAAAACUCUAUACCCACCACAGUCUCAACCAGAUAUACUCAUGAUUCCUGUCAAAUUCCAAGCAGUGAUUCUUCUGCCUCUGAGGAAAAUGAAGUGUCCAGAUUCAGACCCGUCUCCGAACUCAUCAAAGAGUCAAACAAAAUCCAACAGAAAGUGAUAAAUCACAGCAGUACAAACAUUAUGGAAGCCAGGCCAGAUGUAAAAGUAUCACAGAUGAAGAGAGCCUUUAAUGUCCAAACAUUUCCCUAUAAAAUGGAAAGAAGAUCCUUGCCAAAGAAAGAAAUGAUCAGACGAGUGGUACGGCAGAGUAAAUUCCGUCAUGUGUUUGGCCAGGCGGUGAAGAAUGACCAAUGCUAUGAUGACAUCAGGGUUUCACGGGUUACCUGGGACAGUUCCUUUUGUGCAGUAAACCCCAAAUUUGUUGCAAUUAUUGUGGAAGCUAGUGGCGGUGGAGCUUUUCUGGUUCUCCCUCUGCAAAAGACGGGUCGUAUUGACAAGGCCUACCCCACUGUUUGCGGUCACACAGGCCCUGUGCUUGACAUCGACUGGUGCCCACACAACGAUCAUGUCAUUGCCAGCGGCUCCGAAGAUUGCACAGUUAUGGUGUGGCAGAUCCCUGAGAAUGGCCUCACCUCUCCUCUUUCUGAGCCAGUAGUGGUGUUGGAGGGCCAUUCUAAGAGAGUGGGUAUCGUGACGUGGCAUCCAACAGCCCGCAAUGUACUGCUAAGUGCAGGAUGUGAUAAUCUCAUCAUCAUUUGGAACGUGGGCUCUGGAGAAGCCCUGAUCAAUCUGGAGGAUAUGCAUCCUGAUGUGAUCUUCAGCGUCUGCUGGAGUCGCAAUGGCAGCCUCAUUUGUACUGCGUGCAAAGACAAGAAAGUGCGCGUCAUCGAUCCGCGCAAAGGGAAGAUCACUGCAGAAAAGGACAAGGCCCAUGAGGGGGCACGACCAAUGAGGGCCAUCUUUUUGGCUGAUGGAAACGUCUUCACCACCGGCUUCAGUCGUAUGAGUGAACGGCAGCUGGCCUUAUGGAAUCCAAAAAACAUGGAGCCAAUAUCUGUGCAUGAAAUGGACACCAGCAAUGGAGUGUUGCUUCCCUUCUAUGACGCUGACACCAAUGUUGUGUACCUGUGUGGAAAGGGUGACAGCAGUAUCCGUUACUUUGAGAUCACAGACGAGGCGCCGUAUGUGCACUACCUCAACACGUUUUCCAGCAAGGAGCCCCAGAGAGGCAUGGGCUACAUGCCUAAAAGAGGUCUAGACGUCAACAAGUGUGAGAUAGCCAGGUUUUAUAAACUUCAUGAGAGAAAGUGUGAGCCAAUUAUCAUGACUGUCCCUAGAAAGUCAGACCUCUUCCAGGAUGACCUGUAUCCUGACACAGCAGGCCCUGACCCUGCGCUGGAGGCAGAGGAGUGGUUUGAAGGCAAGAACGGCGAACCAAUACUGAUCUCCCUUAAACAUGGCUAUGUGCCAGGCAAGAACCGCGACCUUAAAGUAGUCAAGAAAAAUGUGCUGGAUAACAAGACUCCCAAAAAGCUGGAGGAGCCACCUAUUCCCCAGAAGCCUGCCGCCUCUCCCCAGUUAACCAAAAAGAAUGAAGUGAAGUUAGAGGAGCUGCUGCGAGAAGUGAAGUCCCUUAAAGAUCUGGUCACACUGCAGGACAGGAGAAUCGCCAAACUGGAAGAGCAGGUGGAUAAAGUGGCAAUCUAAGACACUGGUGCUGAUCUGAGCCAUUCUGUCAGUAUGGAGAGAGUGAGAUUUAGCUGGGGGGAAGGGGGGGGGGUGUCAGUCACUGCCAAAAUUCUCAAUUUGACUCAAUCAUUCCGCUUGGUGUUUCUCACAAAGACAACAUCAAGCAACAUUCCAAGAUGGACUUUUACUUUUUGUCAAGUCUCCCCCAAGAAUUUGCAUAGCAAAAAGGAAUAUAGUGGCAAUGGGUGGUCGUUGGUUUUAACUGAUUGUGAUGACAAGGAGAGUGGGGCUGGCCCUGAUGGCAUGUGUCCUCACGGCCCCACCCUCCUCCUUGUCACAUUGAUGUUUUACAUUUUGUUCAAAAUGUUCAUACUUUUUUGUUAUUGUAACAUUGUUUCAUCAGUAUUCUGAUAUUAACCAGUAUGUUACAGAGUGUUGUAUAUACACAUCAGUAUUUUAAUUUCCUUUUAUGUUGUGCUGCCAAAUUUGAGGUGACACAGUCACCUCUCCUUUUAUUUCUACUUUUGUAUGUUUUUUCCCAGUUGUAGAUUAGUUAUGUUUUGAAAAACAAGGAUUUACAUGUAAAACUAUUCAAAGUAGGACAUCAGUAAAGCAAAGGCAGUCUCAAAUGUGUUGAUAUGAUUUUGAAGUGAUGCAAAGGCUGUUGGUACUGCAGAAACGAAUCACAGAUAAGUGUAUGAUGUAGUGAAAUCUAAGAGCUGUCCAUAACCAUUCAUACUUAUGGAGUGCUUACAGCAAACAUGCAUACAUACACAGAAAUGAGCUGCUCAUUUGACACUUAGGAUUUUAAAAGCAGUCCAACAUCGUCCCUUGUGGUGAUCAUGUUAACUGGAGUUUAAAGCACUUGCUGCUUUGAGAUCAACAUAAUUCAUUAUAAAGCAUUCGACAACAGGGUUUUUCAGAAUAUACCACAAUAUACAGUGAGGAAAAUAAGUAUUUGAACACCCUGCUAUCUUGCAAGUUCUCCCACUUGGAAAUCAUGGAGGG